ACCACGUACAGUCUUUUUUAGAAAAUGAGGACCUAGAGUUAGAUGAGAUGGAGUUAGAUUUCCUUGAAUGCGAAGAUUUUUCCUUUCAAACUGGUGGUGGAUCAAUUAAUAGGCCUUCAACCUCAAAUCAAAACGAUUUGGUGGAGUUUGAUGUAAAAGAAAAUAGAAAGCGGACUAUAAAGAAAUAUAACGGGGAAGAAAUAGAUUAUCAGAUAAUAUUUAAUUUACAAUCAAGAAGUAAUAUUUCGAUAUUAGAAGUAGAGGAAGGAGUCUUACAAUUGUUUAAUAGAAUAAUUCAACGCUCAACACAAUUUCUCAACCCCGGAGAUCUUAUUAGGAUAUGUGUAGAUACUACAAGUUUAGACAGCCCUUUAUCCACUAAACUUAUGCCUGUGUCUGAAAUGACACCUGAAAAAAUUGUUUCUCAGAUUGAGAAAGUCAUUAUUUCAGGGAAAAAAGUUGAUUUAGAUUCCUCACUAAAAAUUAAUAUUUUAACAAUAAAGCGACCUCUUGGUUCAGGUAGAACCAAAAUAUUAAACCUACCCUUGAAUACAAAAUCUAAAAAAUCUAUAAUUGCAAUCAACAACCAAGAUGAGUUAUGUUGCGCAAGAGCUAUAGUGGUUGCUGUUGCGUAUCUUGAAAACGACCCAAGGAAAAAAUAUAUUAGUGCAGGGAAUAAACCUCUUCAAGGUGUUUUAGCAAGAGAAUUGCAUUGCAAAGCAAAUGUUUCUUUAGGACCUUGUGGUCAUUCGGAAAUAGAAAAAUUUGCCCUGCAUUUAGAUGUUCAAAUUAAUGUUGUAGACGCUCAAGCUUUUAAUAAGGUAACCUUCAGCACUCCUGAUAAAUCAAAAAAAAUUUUUUUAUGGUUAAAAAAGAAUCAUUAUGAUGUAAUUACAAAGAUGACUGGUUUUUUAGGAACUUCUUAUUACUGCUCAUACUGUGACAUAGGUUAUAAGACUAAAUCUGCCCACAGAUGUAAAAACAAAUGCCCUACGUGUUUUUCAGACUCUUGUCUUGUAACCCGCCCCGUAAAUUGCCCAGACUGUAACAAGAUGUGCCGUUCCUUAGACUGCUUUGAAAGGCAUAGAAAUGAUAACAAAAAGCAUAUAUCUCUAUGUGCGCAAUUCGGACUUUGCGGAGACUGCUACAAGGUUUAUAAGAAAAAUUUUCCACAUAUUUGUGGGGGAAAUAUUUGCAAAUUUUGCAAACAAUCCUGUAUUACAUCUGAACAUUUAUGUUUUAUGAGGCGGACAGAAAUAUGACCGCCUUCAAAGAAAUACAUUUUCUUUGAUUUUGAGGUAGAUCAGUCGUCAGGUGAGCACGAGGUAAAUUUCAUCAUAAUGCAGUAUAUGGACGGAAGAGAGAAGGAGUUUGAAGGAUAUGAUUCCUUAGAAAAGUUUGGAGCCUUUUUACAUUCCCCGUCCCAUAAAGGCUAUACUGUAAUAGCGCAUAACAUGCAGGGAUACGACGGUAUCAUUUUGAUGUCUUAUUUAAUUAAACAAACAAUAAAGCCAAACGUAAUUAUGAAAGGGUGUAAAGUUCUCAGCCUGACAUUUCCCUCGUUAAAAAUCAGAAUAAUUGAUUCGCUUAGUUUUCUACCUAUGCCACUAUCCAGAUUGCCAGAUGCAUUCGGCUUAAAGGAAAUUAAAAAAGGAUUUUUUCCACAUCUUUUCAAUACAAGGAAAAUAUUAAUUUCCCAUUCAGAUAUUUCUAAAACAAUUUAAAGUAUUCCCUUUACGUGUCCUAUAUUUUAAUUUCAGAAGUAACCAACAAUACGUGGGACCUUUACCUGACCCGGUACAUUUCUGUCCCGAUACUAUGUCAACCAAAGAUAGAAUAAAUUUUUUUGACUGGUAUAGUUAUAGACAAAAGGAAUCUUUUAAUUUCAGAAAAGAAUUAACAGAGUACUGCAGGUAAUAAAUAGGAGUUUUCAAAUACUUGACAGCUUUGUUUUAACAUCCUCUAAUUUAUUUUAUUAUUUCAGAUCAGAUGUUGAUAUAUUAAGGCGUUGCUGCGUUACAUUUCGAGGGGACUUUAUUAAACUGACCGGCAUUGAUCUUUUUCAGCACGCAGCCGCAUGUAUGAGAGUUUAUUCUACCCUCUUCAUAAAGCCCCUCUCUAUAGCCAUAAUUCCUCAAAAUGGAUACGUAAAGAAUAUUAAUACAAGUCAACUUGCCCUAGAAUGGUUAGGUUUCAUGGAAUUUAAAAGUUUAAGAGUUUUUAAUUUUUUAUAGAUAACUUAUUCUGUCAUUCUUAAAAGUAUUUUUUUUUUCAAUUUCAGGUCGCACUAUUCAGCAUUCGAGAAGAGGGACCGGUGAGGUUAAGAUACUGAACCGCUAUGUUGAUGGUUUUCACAAAGAAAGUAACACUGUCUAUGAAUUUUACGGAUGUUAUUAUCAUGGGUGCACCAAAUGCUUUCAACUUUCUACGAUUCAUCCCACCAUAAGCAAGCCGAUGUGGAAAUUGGAAAGCGAAACAAAAGAAAGGAAAGAGGCCCUCAAAAAAACUGGUUAUAUUGUGACCUAUGUGUGGAAACAUGAUUUUAGAGAAAAAAAAAGAAAAAUAACAAAGAACUUAAAGAAUGGCUGUUAGGAUUUAAGGUAUCUAUAUUUCUAUUUUCAAAAUCAAUUCGGUAUUUGCAUGUUACACAAAGGUCGAUUUUUAUAUUUUACAGUGCAUACCUAGAAUGGGAUCUAGUUUCCACACAAGCAACAUCUCUAUUCGGAGCUCCAAAAAAUCGCUAAUAAAAGCGUUAAAUAUCUAUUUGUUCUACCCAAUUCUUAAUAAAAACAGCAUGUAACACCCCAAGG
Molecule: messenger RNA, 2810 nt
Organism: Parasteatoda tepidariorum (common house spider)
Lineage: Eukaryota; Metazoa; Arthropoda; Arachnida; Araneae; Theridiidae
Biological process (GO): DNA replication
Molecular function (GO): nucleotide binding; DNA binding; DNA-directed DNA polymerase activity
Source: RefSeq, a predicted model, not a curated record